ACCAGUCCUCAUCCUGCUUAAACAAUUCCAUCAUUCGUCAUUUUAAACCACAGUUAAAAAGUUAGUCGCAGUUUUUCAUGUGUUUCCCGAGUUAAGUUAUAGGGAACCUUAAAGGUCAUUUUUUUCUAAUGUUAUAAAUCAUUGAGAGUAGGGAUAUAUUAUCACAAAUUCUUUAACUGGUUAGUGUUACUGAAAAAUGGGAAGCAUACAGAUUCCCUAUCGACACUUCCUUCUUCUCCCACUUUUCUUGAUCUUAGCUGCGUUAUAUUCUCAAGUUUCUGCUUUUACUACUGAUUUUCCAAUACUAGACAGACCAACUGAGUUUCUUUCAGAAGAAAGAGUAUUCCAACUUUUCCAAGAAUGGAAACAGAGGCAUGGGAAAGUUUACAAGAAUGAGAAAGAGGAAGAAAUGAGGUUGGACAAGUUUAAAAGGAAUGUGAAGUAUAUAGUGGAAAAGAAUUCAAAGAAGAAGUCAGACUCAGACCAUUUUGUUGGUCUGACCAAGUUUGCUGAUAUGAGCAAUGAGGAAUUUAGGCAAGUUCAUACUUCAAACAUUAAGAUACCCUUUAACAAGAGAAAGACUAUUCAAAUGAGGAGUGUGGAGAGAAAGCCUUCAACAGCUUCUUGUGAUGUUCCUCCAUCAAAGGAUUGGAGAAAACAUGGGGCUGUCACUGAGGUCAAGAAUCAAGAUCAAUGUGGAGCAUGCUGGGCAUUCUCGGCGUGCGGAGCAAUGGAGGGAAUAAAUGCAAUAGCCACUGGUGAACUUAUUAGCCUUUCUGAACAAGAACUUAUCAAUUGUGAUAAUUCAUACAAUACUGGCUGUGAUGGUGGACUUAUGGACCCUGCUUUUGAAUGGGUGAUGAACAAUAGUGGCAUUAAUUCAGAAGCUGAUUAUCCAUAUACUGCUUCUCAAGGCCGUUGCAAUUACGAUAAGGUGAACCAUAAGGUUGUAAUAAUUGAUGGAUACCAAGAUGUUCCAGAGGACGAGAAUGCCCUUCUUUGUGCUGUUGGGCAACAACCUGUUAGUGUAGGCAUCGACGGAAGCAGCCUUGAUUUUCAACUAUAUAGAGGGGGAAUCUACGAUGGAGAAUGCUCUAGCAAUCCAGAUGACUUAUCCCAUGCAGUAGUAAUAGUAGGAUAUGGUUCUGAAGGAGAUGAUGAUUAUUGGAUUAUCAAGAAUUCAUGGGGUACAUCGUGGGGAAUGGAAGGGUAUGCAUAUAUAAGAAGGAACACUUAUUUGCCAUAUGGGGUUUGUGCCAUUAAUUCGUUGGCUUCAUAUCCAACGAAAGAAGCAUCUUCAGCGCCAUCUCCUUAUCCGUCUCCAGCCGUUCCACCACCUCCUCCGCCAUCCCCUCCGCCCCCUCCACCGCCUUCUCCAAAACCAAGUGAAUGUGGAGAAUUUUAUUACUGUCCAGAAGAUCAAACAUGCUGCUGUGAGUUGUACUUCUUUGGCAUAUGCUUCAUUCAGGGAUGCUGUCCUUAUGAGAAUGGUGUUUGCUGUCAUGGAUCAGAAUUUUGUUGCCCAGCUGACUAUCCUAUUUGUGAUGUUUAUGAAGGCCUCUGCCUCAAGGAUUACCGCGACAAUAUUGGAGUGGCAGCAAGGAAGAGAAGAAUGGCCAAACACAAGUUACCAUGGAGAGCUAACACUGAAGCAACAGAGGAGAGGGACCAAACUCUGAAAUGGAAGAGAAAUCAUGUUGCUGCAAUGCGUUGAAAGGAACAUUUCUUAACCAAAAACCACAAAAACAAUUGUACUUUAGUUUGUUAAAUGUAUGCUUAAAAUAACAGUUGGAAAGUGUGAAAAUGAUAUCAGGAUGUCACAUCAAACUGAGAGAUAAUAAACAAGUAGCAUUGCAAUGUAUUAA
This is a messenger RNA of Nicotiana tabacum (common tobacco), 1865 nucleotides long. NCBI's taxonomy places the organism in Eukaryota, Viridiplantae, Streptophyta, Magnoliopsida, Solanales, Solanaceae. The record is from RefSeq and is a predicted model, not a curated record.